ACCGAAGACAACCUCUAGGACGCGGGACAAAAUAAUAGAGGGACAGGUUUAAUUGCAGUUUACCCCCCAUUUAAACCGGAGGCGGAGCCGUAUCACUGACAUCACACCUCUAUAUAAAAGCUACAGCUGUGACUAAAACUCCGCGGUCUGAGAGUAGAUGUCGCGGAUCGUGUGGCUCCACAGAAAUAAGCCAGUUUCCUCCAGCACCGGUAAAACCUAAUCGUUGUCCUUGAGAAGCAAGCAUCAUUCCUCUUCCCUUCCUAAACCUCCAACGACCAUGACGGCGAAUGGGACCAGUGAAGUACUUCAGAUCCAGCUUGGACUCAUUAGUUGCGGAAACAAGUAUCUUACAGCAGAAACGUUUGGGUUCAAGAUCAAUGCCUCGGCAACCAGCAUGAAGAAGAAACAGAUCUGGACGCUGGAGCAGGAUGGCGAUGAUUCUAACACUGUAAUGCUGAAAAGUCACCUGGGCAGGUACAUCGCGAGUGACAAAGAUGGUAACGUUACAGGUGACAGUGAGACGCCCAGCGUGGAUUGCAGGUUCACGAUCAUCGCCCACGACGAUGGCCAGUGGUCCUUGCAGUCCGAGCCUCACAAGCGCUAUCUCGGUGGCACUGAAGACCGGAUCACUUGCUUCGCCCAGACCAUAACCUUGGCCGAGAAAUGGGUCGUGCAUUUCGCAAUGCACCCGCAGCUCAACAUCUUCAGCGUUAUCCGAAAAAGAUACGCUCACCUGGUGGCCGAGCAGGGCGAGAUCGUCAUCGACAAGGAUACCCCAUGGGGCGUCGAUUCAAUGAUCACUCUGGUCUUCCAAGAUCUGCGCUACCAUCUGCAGACCUCCGAUAACCGGUUCCUCAAGAACGAUGGCACGCUGACCUCUUGCACCGACAAGACCACGGGCUACACCUUGGAGUUUAGAUCGGGGAAGGUGGCCUUCAGAGAUUGCUCGGGGAAGUACCUGGUUCCCAGCGGUCCGAGCGGAACCAUGAAAUCAGGCAAGAACUCCAAAGUCGGGAAAGACGAGCUGUUUGUAUUUGAGCAGAGUCUCCCGCAAGUUGUGCUCACGGCUGGUAACGAACGAAACGUGUCUAUCAGACAAGGCAUGGACCUCUCUGCAAACCAGGAUGAGGAGGGUGAUCAAGAGACCUUUCAGAUGGAAAUCAGCAAGGACACAAAGAAAUGUGCUUUUCGCACCUGUGCUGGAAAAUACUGGAUCUUAACAGCCAAUGGGGGCUUACAGUGCACUGCCGACUCAAAGUCUGACAGCUGUUAUUUUGACGUUGAAUGGCAUGGGAAGAAGAUCGUACUAAAAGGCUCAAAUGGAAAAUAUGUGUCUGCCAAAAAGAACGGUCAGCUGGCUGCUGUUAAUGACACUGCAGGUGAGACUGAAGAGUUCCUGUUGAAGCUCAUCAACAGGCCAAUCAUUGUGCUCCGUGGAGACCUCGGCUUCAUCGGCUGCCGGAAGCUGACGGGGACCCUGGACUGCAACCGCUCUUCGUAUGAUGUCUUCCAGCUGGACUUCAACAAUGGAUCCUAUAGUCUCAGAGAUUCUACUGGGAAAUACUGGACGGUGGGGGAGGAUGCGUCCGUGGUCAGCGGCAGCGACACCCCUGUGGACUUCAUGCUGGAGUUCUGUGACUACAACAAGUUGGCCAUCAAGUCCAUGGAGGGCAAAUACAUAAAAGGAGACUACGCUGGUGCCCUGAAGGCCAACGCAGACGGCACUGACAGCUCCACUAUGUGGGAGUACUAGAUGUACUUCACCAACGACCAGCCCUUUCUAUAAAUUCAGUUUGCAUGCACUUAAGGUUUCAGGAUGCUGACCUGCAGAAAAACUGGUAGGACUGGCUCUGCCUUAAGCGCUGUUCACAUGUACUGAACAGGGUCAUGUAGCACGAUGAUACAAGCCAUGCAUUUUCUGGAAAACUAUAGCGUGACUCUUCCUUUUUGCAAAGCUCAGCAUUUUCUAAUACUUAUUCUUGCACAAGACCAUGGAUUCAUGAAUGCAUAUUUGUUCAGGUUUGUUUACAGUUGCAUCUUUUUUUUUUUUUUAAUUCAGCGUUGCUUUGCAUUGUCUUUCAUGCAAAGCUGUAUGUUAAGGACGGCUUAACAUUUCAGCAUCACACCUGAGCCGGUGGUCAAUAUUUUGUAAAUGCUAGUUUUACAGUGUUUUCUUUUAGCGAGGCCUGGCUAUUCAUAUCUGUAACUAAACUUUGAAAUUAUCAUACAAGAGUAGAAUUAUUCCACAACAUCUGUGCUCUAGAUUUGUAUGGCUGUGCUUUGUGUUGACCGUGGUAAAAAUUUAAAUUAAUGUAUUUGAGAAGUGAUUCAUCUCAACAAUGCUGGUGACAACAUAAAGGUUCAAUUCAAACUCGGAGAUCUCUGAAGUGCUGAUGUUGCGAGUACAAUGUACAGUUUAAAAAAUCACGAACUACUAGUUCAUGUUGGUGCAAAUGCUUACUUGUGUGUUGCAGUAUUAAUGCACAACCAUGAGAAGCAGCUCCUAAGUAUGGACAAUCCUUUUACAGGCAAUAGUUACAGCACAUAUUCACUUUAAGGUACAUAUACUAGCACUGGAGGAGGAGGGUUAUUACUCAAGGGUAGAGGGACCUUGAACUUUCGCCCUGGGGCAUUUUCUUAAAUGACUCCUCAAAUUACAAACAGGGUCUUUUAGAUGGUGUAGCUAAUUAGGUAAGACAUGAGUACUUUGUGUCCGGACUUAGAAGUAUGACUGGAAAUAAGGUGAAUUCCGUUUCUUUAAAAUGCAGGAAUGUGAGAUAAAUUAUUUGAAUGACUAUGCACAGAAGACUAUUUUUAAAAAUCCACUGUCAUGUUGACAGAGCAUCUUAUUAACCAAAGAGCACGUAUUGAAAGUUUGGUUUACAGCUAAUGCUCCAAAGCUACUGUCACCUUUCAGAACGGCCCUUGUCAGCUGUGGCCCUCGUCGGAGACUCACUUAUUUUUUAUUUUUUUUUCUUCGCUGAGACAACCGAGGUCAUAUUUAGCAUUACUGAGCUAUGGAACGGAUCGAUCUUAAUUUUUUUAAAUGAUUAGGAUUUUUAGAAGUCUGAAAAGAGGAUUCCUUGAUUUUUGGUGCUAAACCAAAAAGUGUUCCAAAUGUCUAGUUUUGUCCCCAAAAGUGUUUUGUUUUUAUUUAGCACUUGUCAGCAAUUUUCUUAAAUGAAGCAUAACAAGAAGCAUUUUCCAUAAAUGUCAGAUAAUGGGAAUAUUUUAUUAGCAUAAACACACUUUACAUAAAAAUUCUGGUUAUAUCAUCAUUAAAAUUAAUAUGAAGUGCUCAAGUGAGGUCGCAUGAAUUGUAUCAUGUGACGCCCUCAGUCUCAAUCAAAUCAAAAAAGCUCAGCUGGGCCCAUCUGCUAUGUACUGCAAAGCCCACAUUUAGGAAACACUGUGUUGUGAACAUACACAUGCUUGUGUGCUGGGAGGUAAAGUGCCACAGUGAUGGAUAGGUGAUUGAUGGGACACCUGAACCCAUGACAAAGAGGAUGAUUGUAUCUUGUUCAGACUACAGGCUUUGGUUACCCCCAAAAGAACCACUUAAAUAGGAAGAUGGAAAAUGUAACUUCUUGAUUUUGUAUUUUUUUUUUUUGCUCCAAAGCGUGCCAUUUCUUUACCUUUCAAUGCUAAAAUAAAGUUUGCAUUUGAAA
Paramormyrops kingsleyae is the source of this 3668-nucleotide messenger RNA. RefSeq names its product fascin-like. Gene Ontology annotation, biological process: establishment or maintenance of cell polarity; cell migration; actin filament bundle assembly. The record is from RefSeq and is a predicted model, not a curated record. Gene Ontology annotation, molecular function: protein-macromolecule adaptor activity; actin filament binding. Gene Ontology annotation, cellular component: actin cytoskeleton; filopodium; ruffle. NCBI's taxonomy places the organism in Eukaryota, Metazoa, Chordata, Actinopteri, Osteoglossiformes, Mormyridae.